UUCUGAUCGUCCUCUGGCCGCUGGGUUUCUGGGCGCUUCAGUGUGCUAGAGUGAGGGCGGUACUCGUCGCAGCACCCCGGGUAGAGACCGAGCCCUCGUUCUGUCUGUCCAGACUCCGGCCCUUGGCCCGAGCCCCGCUCCGCUCCCUCCGGCUCCCCCAGUGCACUCGAUGGCGAUCAUGGCCGCCGAGGAGGUGGCGCCCGGCGAGGUGGAGGGUGAGGCGGGCGGCCUCCUGCAAGAAAUCUUCACGUCUCCGCUCAACCUGCUGCUGCUCGGCCUCUGCUUCUUCCUGCUCUACAAGAUCGUGCGUGGUGAGCAGCCCCCGACCGCUGGCCCCGGGGACGGCGACGAGCCGCCCGCGCUGCCCCGCCUCAAGCGGCGAGACUUCACCCUGGCUCAGCUGCGCCGCUUCGACGGCACCCAGGACCCGCGCAUCCUGAUGGCCAUCAACGGCAAGGUCUUCGACGUGACCAAGGGCAGGAAGUUCUACGGGCCGGAGGGACCAUAUGGAGUUUUUGCUGGAAGAGAUGCUUCCCGGGGCCUGGCCACUUUCUGCUUGGAUAAGGAAGCUUUGAAAGAUGAGUACGAUGACCUAUCAGAUCUCAAUGCUACUCAGCAGGAGACCUUGAAAGACUGGGAAUCGCAGUUCACCUUCAAGUAUCACUACGUGGGCAAGCUGCUGAAGGAAGGGGAGGAACCCACCGUGUACUCGGAUGAUGAAGGUCCCAAGGAUGCCAGGGAGCGAAAGAAUGACUAAAGGCUACGUUGAUGAGAUCUAUUUUUGUAUGUCCCAGUACCAUUUGUAAUAUCCACUUGUCUCGCUCUAGUCAGCCGUAACUCCAGCCUUAGAAAAGCUUUGGACAUGCUGUUAAUUGUUUUUUAAUCAUAUGGAAUUCACUAGUUAUCUUGAUCACUAUAGCUCCCCGUCUUAGACAAUGCAUGAUGAACUAGAGAACCCCAAAGUAGAGCACUUACUGAAAAUGGUAAUCCUGUUGUAUAGUUGUUGUUGUUAUUAUUGUUGUUGUUGUUGUUGAAAUUCGUAGCAUAGUAUAGACUGAAGUAAAGAGCUUCUUAUUGCCAGGUGAGAAUUUGCUCUUGAGGAGAGGUUGAUACCAAAGCAAUUAGAAGGAUCCUGUGUGAAACAACUCUCAUAUACCUACCAGUAAGAGCCCCUUUCAGGCAUGAUUUUGAGGACAACAAAUAUUCAAUUUUCCAAUUAGACAGACUGCACGAUUUCGGUUUUCUCUACCUCCAAAGCCAAUCUGCAGUGUUACAAAGGCUUUAAUAUUGCUCAGAGGUGGCCGUCUAGGACCAAAACGAAGCUUCAAAGCUUGGCUCCCCUUUCACUUUGUCCCUCAGAGUGAAAGAGAAUCCAUGUGAAAUGUUGUUAAUUAACUCUUAGUGGGGAGCAGGGAUUACUACUUAAGCUUCCUGUUCCUCUCCCUUUAUUGGACCAUUUUAAAGAAUUCUUAAGAACAGAUCUUAACAUUCACGUGACUAGCAGAAGAGAAUGGGACAAGUCCCUUCAUUAGUAACAAGUUCAUUUUGAAACAGCUUGUUAGUGGCUUUCCAGACUCUCGAAGGCAAACAGCUAACAAAGUUCCCACUCAUGAAUACCCAACAAGAUGACAGUAAUGGUUUCCUAAGCCCCAUUGCCACAGCCAAUGUUCUCAGUCGACUUCUUUCUCAGCCUGGGGAAAAAAAAGAGUACUCCAAAUAGAAAGGCGAAACCUGAACUGCCUCCUCUUUUGAACAGAGCAAGAAAAAUUGCUUUCUCUGUGGUUUAAGAAAAAAACUUAUUAUUUUUAAGAUUGGUCCCUCAUUAUUGGUCACACCAUUUACAUAUUGGUCACUCAUUACAUAAUUAGGCAUGGUCACUCAGAAAACUCAUUUUCAGAUUUUGACUAUUCAUUCUGUCUCCAAAGCACUCACUUCACUAGUCUCAGGAAGAAAAAUCAUUGAGCCCAAUCCCUGAAUCCACAGAGGUUAAGAAAAUUGAUGAGGAGAAUGCAAGGGAGGGGCGGAUAGGGAGCUUUAAAACAAAAUCCAGAUUAUGUUUUCUUUCAUGUAGCGGUAAAGAAAAGCUUUAGUUUGGAGCUCCACUGAAUGUUGAACUGAAGGCAAUUAGAGGGAUAGUACACAGACCCUGAGCACCUAAAAAUCCCAUGAGUCUUUGAAAAUAAAUGGUUUCUGUUUUCACAUAAUAAGAGUAUGUGCCCAGCACGUGGUAGCUGUGUAACCCUGGAUUAGUCACUCACCCUCUCAAUGCCUCAGGCAACUCUAGGGCUACAAAUUAUAGAGAAGGUGCAGAUCUGCAUUGAUGAAGGGGGUUUCCUUAUCCAGGAAGUUCUCUGCACCAAAGAAAUCACAGAUCCCGUUUUUUGAUGUUUUUACUCAAUGAGUCCUUUUCUAAACACAAUACCACAAUUCUAAAAGCAGAAAGUAAGCCCAAGUAUCCCAGCAUAUGCUCCUGGAGUCUCCCCUACCCCUCUCCACAGAAUGCUGGAUAGUUUGUAGAGUUAAGAGUUUCACAAUAUCUGCCCAGGGUGGUGAAUUGUCCUAAAAUGCUGUCAUCUUCUAGGGACUGGUGUGCAUCUCAUCAGAACCAUGCUAGUGCCUCGGUGUCCAAUGGAGACCUCCCUCCGUGCAUUAACCUUUUUCUCUUUAGUUUAUUACCUAUAUUCAUAAACUACUAUCCCUCUUAGGUGUCAGAAACAUAAGGAUUGGAUUGUCAUAGCAACUGUCAUUUUAGAAACCAUUCUGUCUGACCAGCAACUUAACACUUUCUUAUAGUAUCUGCAGAGUGAAUGAAUUUGAUGUUUAUGGGGAAAAAUCAUACCAUUUCUUUCACAGUGCCUUUUGGUCAAGGGUACCCUUAGACUGGAUAUUGGGAGUUUGCUUCAUGCUGUCAUACUGAGUCCCAGAAACGUAAAAUUAUCUUACCCAAGGUCUCCCCAGUGAGUGAGGCAGAGCUGGGACUCCAGCCCCCCCCCCCCCCCCCAGUCUUUCCCCAACCACCUGUUCUUUCCUCUGCAGGUAGUAGAGACAUGCCUUUCUAUUCAUUACCCGUGAGUAAGAGCACAUACUACUAACCAUGAUUUUAAAAUAUACUCUUUCUAAGGUAGUCAUAGUUCUUUUAUCACAGAAAAAGUACAGCCACUGGGGAAAAAAAAAUGAGAAAAAUGCCUAGAACCAGGUGUGAGGAAAAAAGAAAGCACUGGGAAGGAGAGGCCUUUUGGUGAACACAACACCUUACUGACAGGCAAGCCAGCCUGCCAUGGUGGAGGGAAUUUGCUCUUGGGGAGUUCCCGAUACCCAUGAACUCACAGGUCUGGACCAAAAGCAAACCACACACACCUGAGGACAGUUUUGGGAAGGGGCACUUGUCAAAGCAUUGCAUGAGCAGCUUCAAACGAUUGAUUAACCAAGUUGGGUUUUUCUUAAAGCCAUUUUAUUUUGUCAACAAUUUGUAAUGGUUUUACCUCAAAUCAGAAGAAGAAUGAAGUGCUUUUGUCAUCUAAUUAAUAAAAUGGUUUGAUGUGGUACUACAGCUCUUCA
Molecule: messenger RNA, 3558 nt
Organism: Vombatus ursinus (common wombat)
Lineage: Eukaryota; Metazoa; Chordata; Mammalia; Diprotodontia; Vombatidae
Gene: PGRMC1
Product: progesterone receptor membrane component 1
Exons: 3
Coding region: 170-757 (195 amino acids)
Cellular component (GO): endomembrane system; membrane
Source: RefSeq, a predicted model, not a curated record